GUGGACGUACGACAUCAUCUUUGAGCUUCCGCCCUGUUGUGUUCUCCGUCUCUCAGAAAAAGGAUACCCCAAGUAGGAGCUGGAGGCUGUAAUAACCAGGGAUCAUGGCGGCUACGACAGCGGUGACGACCGUAGACAAUGAAGCAGUCGCGACAGAGGCACCGUAUAUGCCCCUCACGUACGAGAGAACGCUCCGCACUGACCUCGAGCGCACCCUCCCCAAGCCCUAUCUGCCUAGAGCAUUGUCGGCUCCUGACACUGAGCACCCACUAGGAACUCCUGGCCACAGCAGCAACGGCUUGACCGUUCUUCAGCAGCAUGUAGCCUUCUUCGACCAGGAUGACAACGGAAUCAUUUACCCAUGGGAGACUUAUGUCGGUCUGCGUGCAAUUGGCUUCAACAUGAUUGCGUCACUCAUCAUGGCCAUAGUAAUCAAUAUGGCAUUAAGUUACCCAAGCCUUCCAGGAUGGUUUCCUUCUCCUUUCUUCCCCAUAUAUAUAGACAACAUACACAAAAACAAGCACGGGAGCGACUCCAGUACGUAUGACACAGAGGGAAGGUACUCCCCUGCUAACCUGGAGUUCAUGUUCAGCAAGUAUGCUCGCACUUACCCAGACAAGAUGUCCCUCGGAGAGCUCUGGAAUAUGACUGAAGGGAACAGACUGGCAUUCGACUUCUUCGGCUGGGUUGCUAGCAAGCUCGAGUGGGCAAUCCUGUAUAUCCUCGCCCGAGAUGAGGAAGGAUUCCUGUCUAAAGAAGCCAUAAGGCGCUGCUUCGAUGGAAGCUUAUUCGAAUAUUGCGCUAAGAUGCAAAUGGGAGCUGAGGGGAAGAUGUACUAGGACUCUGAUGCGCUAUGGACAGUAAGAGUGAAUUCCCCUAAUAAUAAUAUGGGGGAGUUAAAUGAGUUGUAUGUAAGGUCAUCAAAAUACUCGUAGUUCUAUACCCGUUUAAGCAUAUACCUUUACGGGAGACUCAGUCAUGCUGGGAUUGUAAAUUAUGUUUAGAUUGUAGAUUAUGGCUUAUGGAGCUUGGUUUGUAAUAGCGUUUAUCGGUUGCACUUGUA
Molecule: messenger RNA, 1063 nt
Organism: Punica granatum (pomegranate)
Lineage: Eukaryota; Viridiplantae; Streptophyta; Magnoliopsida; Myrtales; Lythraceae
Source: RefSeq, a predicted model, not a curated record